Messenger RNA from Dendroctonus ponderosae (mountain pine beetle), 433 nucleotides. RefSeq lists its product as uncharacterized. NCBI's taxonomy places the organism in Eukaryota, Metazoa, Arthropoda, Insecta, Coleoptera, Curculionidae. The coding region runs from base 1 to 357 and encodes 118 amino acids. The record is from RefSeq and is a predicted model, not a curated record. The transcript is spliced from 3 exons.
AUGAAACGAUUUUCUACUUCAGACAGUGAGAUCGAGGUAACUGACUCAAAAUUGGAAUCCAGCACCGAAGACGCAAUUGCUACGCUUGCUGAGCUUAGAGAAGCUCAGAGUUCUCUAGGUGUUAGUUCAUCUAGCGGCACUGAAUGUGAUUCUGAUAUUCAAAAUUCACAAUUAAUUAAAGAGAACAGUGCAACCCAUGAGGAGCUAACUGAUAAAAAUGAGAAAUCGCUCGACGCUGAGAAUGCCCCGAAUGAUGACGAAAAUAUUGAAGCAGAUCACUGUGAGGCGCACAGCAUAAAGUCUGUCGAGGAUGAGGAUUAUGAUGAUUGUUUGUCAGAUACCUUGCAAAUCGCCUAAGCCACCUCAUGGGAUCCUUACCCGAGGCCCAAGACCUGGAGAACGGCACAUCUACUAAGGCAUCAAAGGCGACUCA